Messenger RNA from Durio zibethinus, 1708 nucleotides. Its product is annotated as putative serine/threonine-protein kinase PBL16. Gene Ontology annotation, molecular function: ATP binding; protein kinase activity. Lineage: Eukaryota; Viridiplantae; Streptophyta; Magnoliopsida; Malvales; Malvaceae. The record is from RefSeq and is a predicted model, not a curated record. Gene Ontology annotation, biological process: protein phosphorylation.
AACCAAACGCCUAAAAGAAAUGCGCACGAAAGCUACAUUUGAGUUAAAAUAAAGGAACCAAAAACCAACCCGAACAAAACACCACUCUUUCUCCUCUUUGUGGGCCCAUUACCGCCAUAGCCAAGAACUAACCCCACCUCGGCAUUCAUCCCAUCAUUUCUAUCAAGAAUAAAGAAUAAAGAGAGGUUCAAAUAAAUUUGGUUCUGAUGAUGCGUUAUUUUUGAAGGAAGUUGGUGCUUGCUUGGCUUCUUUCUGGUUUUUCCUAGAAUGGGGAAUUGCUGGUGUAGGUGGGAACCUUCCAUUUACAGAGUCUCAUCUAAUGCUAAGUCAGAGUCUCCAAAAGACCAGAGUCCCUCAGAGAAACAAAGGAGGGAUGAUACCAAGUUGCCUUCAAAUCCCAAAGAAGUAGAAGACCUACGUCGUGAUUCUGCCGCAAAUCCGUUAAUCGCAUUCACUUUUGAAGAGUUGAAGAUUAUCACCGGAAAUUUUAGGCAAGACCGUGUGUUGGGUGGAGGAGGUUUUGGAAGUGUUUAUAAAGGCUUCAUUUCGGAGGACUUAAGGGUGGGGCUUCAACUUCAGCCCCUUCCUGUUGCUGUAAAGGUGCAUGAUGGUGAUAACAGUUAUCAAGGACACAGGGAAUGGCUGGCGGAGGUCAUAUUCCUGGGACAGCUUUCUCAUCCAAAUUUAGUGAAGCUAUUUGGGUACUGCUGCGAAGAUGACCACCGUGUACUAAUAUACGAGUAUAUGGCUCGUGGUAGUGUGGAAAACAAUCUUUUUUCAAGAGUAUUGCUUCCUCUUCCAUGGUCAACUAGAAUGAAGAUUGCAUUGGGUGCCGCAAAAGGACUUGCCUUUCUCCAUGAAGCAGAGAAACCUGUCAUCUACCGUGAUUUUAAGACAUCUAAUAUUCUAUUGGACCUGGAUUACAACGCCAAGCUCUCUGAUUUUGGGCUUGCGAAAGAUGGACCGGUGGGAGACAAAUCUCAUGUAUCCACUCGCAUAAUGGGAACUUAUGGAUAUGCAGCACCUGAGUACAUCAUGACUGGACAUCUGACUCCUCGAAGUGACGUGUACAGCUUUGGCGUUGUACUUCUUGAACUUCUCACAGGAAGGAAGUCAUUAGACAAGUCACGACCAGCCCGUGAACAGAACCUCACAGAUUGGGCUCUUCCUCUACUUAAAGAAAAGAAGAAAUUACUCAACUUAAUAGAUCCAAGAUUAGAAGGAGAUUAUCCCAUUAAAGGGGUUCACAAAGCUGCCAUGCUAGCUUAUCAUUGCUUGAACCGGAAUCCCAAAGCAAGGCCUCUAAUGCGGGAUAUAGUGGAUUCAUUGGAGCCUCUGCAGCUUUCGGACGAAGUUCCAAUGGAAAACACUGUCAUAACUGUGGUUAGUGAAGAACCAAAGGAAGAGUUAAAUGUUAAGGGAGGUUGAUACUGUAAUUGGCACCAGCAAUAUGCUUUAUGUGGUCAACUGUUUCUCCAGUUUAAAAGGAGAGUUUUUGCAUCAUUACAUGGCCUUCAUUUGUGAAUCUAGAAAAUCAAAGUUUACUUGGUUUACUUGCUAUUUGAAUACUGUAUAGUAAAUAUCUAUCAAUCUUAAUAGCCAAUUUGAACUUGAUAACUAAAACACACAUCUUGUUCUAGCCAUUCCUUUUAUAACAUACUAAUAUGGCAAAUGUUAGAUUUUUACCAUGUGCCAAUAUCAGCCAAUU